This is a messenger RNA of Triticum dicoccoides, 1727 nucleotides long. RefSeq names its product cytochrome P450 99A2-like. The record is from RefSeq and is a predicted model, not a curated record. The transcript is spliced from 2 exons. Gene Ontology annotation, molecular function: oxidoreductase activity, acting on paired donors, with incorporation or reduction of molecular oxygen; monooxygenase activity; iron ion binding. Lineage: Eukaryota; Viridiplantae; Streptophyta; Magnoliopsida; Poales; Poaceae. The coding region runs from base 31 to 1545 and encodes 504 amino acids.
CCUCUCCCAGUUUGCAGCAAAACCAUCGUCAUGGAGCUAAGCGGAGCCACCCUCUUCUUCGUUUCUCUCAUCUCAGUGUUGAGUCUACUUUCCUUGCUUAGCCGCAAAGCAGCACCAAGUUCCAAGCGGCGGCCUCCCGGCCCGUGGUGUCUGCCCUUGAUCGGAAAUCUCCAUCAGAUCCUCACGUCAAAGCUGCCCGUCGUCCUCCGGGACCUGGCCAAGAAGCACGGGCCGGUGAUGCGCCUCCGGCUGGGCCAGGUUGACGCCGCGGUGGUCUCCUCGCCGGCGGCGGCGCGGGAGGUUCUCCGGGACAAGGAUCUUACAUUCGCGUCGCGGCCGAGCAUCCUCAUGUCGGAGAUCAGCCUCUACGGGAACCUCGACGUCGCCUUCGCGCCGUAUGGCGCGUACUGGCGGACGCUGCGCAAGAUCUGCGCGGCGGAGCCCCUGAGCGAGCGGAAGGUCAGGCAGUUUUCGCCGGUGAGGGACAAGGAGACCAUGUCCCUCGUCAGCAACGUUGGCGAAGCAAGCAGGGGCGGCGAGCCGGUCAACCUCCGCAGGCUGCUCGUGCUGUGCUCGAAUUCGAUAACCGGCAAGACGGCGUUCGGGGAGAUGUGCAGCUCGGAGCUCCAGGAGCAGUUUCUGUCGGUGAUGGACGAGGUGCUGAAGCUCGGCACGGGGCUCUGCGUCGGGGACCUCUUCCCGUCGCUGUGGUUCGUCGACGUGAUCACCGGGCUGAGAGGCCGGCUAUGGCGAGCUCGCCGGCAGCAGGACAAGGUCCUGGACAAGAUCAUCUCUCAAUCCGAGGUGAGGCGAGGUGAUCACGUUCUGAACUCUUUGCUUAGGAUCAGAGACAAGAGGGAGAUUGACUCCAUCCCGAUGGAACUGGAUAACGUCAAGGCAAUCAUCAUGGAUAUGUUCACGGCCGGGACAGAGACGACAUCGUCAGCUGCCGAGUGGGUCAUGUCGGACCUCAUGAAGAACCCGGAGGUGAUGAUGAAGGCGCAGGCUGAGGUGCGACGGACGUUCGACAAUAAGAGCUCUCAAGACCAUGAGGGACACAUAGUGGAGCUACACUACACCAAGAUGGUGAUCAAGGAGAGCAUGCGGCUAAAUCCAGUGCUGCCGCUGCUGGUUCCCCGUGUCUGCCGAGAGACCUGUGAUGUCGGCGGGUUUGAGAUCAUGGAGGGUACUAGGGUUAUGGUGAAUACCUGGGCAUUGGGUAGGGACCCCGAGUACUGGCAUGAGCCUGAGGAGUUCAGGCCGGAGCGGUUCGAGGAUGGCACGGCGACCUACAAAGGCUCGCGGUUUGACUACUUGCCGUUCGGAAGCGGAAGGAGAAUCUGCCCGGGUGAUACAUUUGGGGUUGCCGUGUUGGAGCUCAUGGUGGCACGACUUCUCUACUACUUUGACUGGAGCCUGCCUGCCGGAGUGAAGCCAAGUGAGUUGGACAUGGAAAUGAUCGUUGCAUUAACCUCAAGGAGGAAGAACCAGCUGCACCUAGUGGCGACAUCGUAUAACGGUAUAGGUCAUACAGAUGCUAAUUGAAUUUAUUUAUUUUUGGCAAGGGAGAUGUUAAUUGAACUUAACUUAGGUACGUCGUAGGGAAUGAUAAUGGUUGAAUUUAUUUGGAGGAAACCGAGCACUAGAAAAUGCCUGUGUAUUGUAAUGGAAGAAAAAGUAUCUCGUAUCCAAUCCAUUUUAAUAUCUAAAAAUUGCACGAUUAAGAA